Thunnus maccoyii (southern bluefin tuna) is the source of this 8697-nucleotide messenger RNA. RefSeq names its product von Willebrand factor A domain containing 5B2 (gene vwa5b2). The transcript has 23 exons. The record is from RefSeq and is a predicted model, not a curated record. Bases 3998 to 8224 code for a protein of 1408 amino acids. Lineage: Eukaryota; Metazoa; Chordata; Actinopteri; Scombriformes; Scombridae.
GCCAAGUUGGCAAUGAAAUGUUUUUAAAGCUGCCAAAAACAGCAAAUACACUUCAGAUGUCACUCUGUUCCAACAAAGGUAUUUGCAGAUUGGUUUUGUGAAACAGUUGAAAAUAGCCUCUCUUGGGACCAGCAGACAGCUGAGAGGGGAGAAAAGAAAGAAGAAACUAAAUCAGGUGAGUCCAACCUGCUGCUGAUAUGAGAAGACUGACAUCUAGUGUCAGAAUAUUGAAACUUCUUUUAAUAGAACUGUUGUCCGAUCUGGUAGAGUCUCCUGAAUACAACCAUGGUAGAGACUUUCCUCUGCACUGUUCUGAGCCUACAUUACCUUUUGAAUGCAUCAGUGUUUGAAGGAGUAACAUGGACAUGAUAGGGCUGACCAAGGUCACACCUUUGGUUACUCUCACACGCACAACAUGAUGUGCUCAAGCUUUCAAACUGUCUGAAUUGCUCUCAGGCCAUAUCUGGAGCAAGUAUAGACAUGUUUUGUAUUGCUUAAAUCAGGUGUGUUAGCUAAUUUAACAAGCUAGGUUUUGGUGGGGACUUGCUAAGUAAUGCUAAGUAGCUCAGCUAGUUAGCUAACAGCUAGUUAACCUGAGUCACAGUUUAUUGUAAGAACAACGUUGGGAUUACUUACUUGCUAGGUAAAAGUAUUAGCUUUACUGAUACCUGGUCUGGUCUAUGUGCUCCCAUUAGUUUCCCUCCAAUGGUUAAGCUACCUUCUUUGCUAGCAGCAACUUUUAGUAACGUUGCAGUUGUAGCAACAAAACUAUGCUGUCAUAACCUUCAACAAAAAUCUAAUCAAACAACAUGUAUGUAACUUAUUCUACUGAGUAGUAUCUAUUCAGAGCAAAUCUUCAAGUGAAAAGGCUAACCUACAGUAUGUUUAGGCAAAUAUUGAAGCUUGUAGUUUACCUUUACCAAAUAAUCUGUUUAAAUAACGAUAGCGCUAAUUUAAAAUGUGCUCAUGCCACCCACUAAAGCACAGUUAUAGAUUCACAAUGGUUUAAAAACUGUAGUAUCAUCGAAGUUGUUAAUUUAAGCAGUCUUGAGUAAAUUUCACACUCACCAGUCUCAAAGAAUCAUUCAGACAAUUAAAACAAAAAAUGUCAAGUCUGAUGAUAGGAGUUGAAAUUUGAUGCACAUUAAGUUUACACACACACAUUAAGUUCAGUCUCUGUCAGGUGACCUUUUACUUUCAUUAUUCAUAGUCACAGGAUUUUUAAAGACAAAUAUUUAAUAACAAAAAUUAUUAACCAAGUAGAGUGGAGCAUGACUUGAAUGUGAAAUUAUUUGGACGCAAAAUAUCGAGAACAUUAAGUAGAAAAAUGGUGAACAAGAUCAUGUUGCUGUAGCAGGCAGAAAAAGAUUAGAAAGGCCACAUGGAGGCAGUAUGGGACACUAUCCAUCCAUUACAUGUGGGCACACACACAGGUAUGGGGAAACUACUUUAAAACUGCAGUUUACCAAACUACCAGCCACUUCACAAUGAAAAGUAGUUAAACUACAUCUUAACUACCCAAAAAAUUUAGCUUUUCAAACUAAAACCACUUUCAAAAAGUAGUUCAAGUACAUCCAAACUGAAUCACGGGAAAUUAUCACAAUCUGAGUCUGGAACCUCAAAUUGUUACAUGGAGGUACAACUGAACUGACACUGAGUAAAGUGUAGGUGUGUUUGAUUUAGGGACUAGGGCAGGCCAGUCCUCAGUUAAGCAGCCAGAGGAUGUGUUUUAAGGAGAGGAUAGGGAGCAAUUGUUGAGGUGGAAUCAGGAAAAUGCUAAAUUUCUAGGGAAAUUUAUAGUAUUCAAUCGCAGACAUCUUGGUUGCAAACCAUAGGUGAUUUUAAUCAAAAAGCAGGUGAUAGUCAUUAAAUGACAAUGGUGGCCAAUGAGCUGUGGCAUUGUGCCAUAUUGUAUUGCAAAAAACGUUAUGAGAAUACUAUGAAUAUGUAGUUUAUAUUUAACUACCUUAAGUACAUGAGCCAAAGUAGUUAACUACUGAAAAAACUAUUGAGAUUUGAAUGUAGUUAAACUACCACCCAACUAUUGCAAAUUCUAGUUGAACUACUUAAGUACAUGUAGUUAACUGCUCCUCAAUACACACAGCAAGAGAGUGACAGUGAAGAUUUUAGUGAUAUACCCAUAGCUGUCAUUUCACAAAUCAAAAUAUGGGAGCUUGAUUUGUCUAUUGUAUGUGUUUGCUUGAUUUUAACUUGCACCGCUUACUUAUACUAAAUCAAUCCAAAGUGCAAAAAAUACAAUUGUGCUGUAAGAAGAAUGAUGGAUUGCUGUCGGCACAUGAACAUCAAAACAAACAGUGCUUCCAAUCUGAAAUAUCAAAAGGAAAUAUUCUGACCCUUGCUGCCCCUUUCUCUCUUCAUCUGACUUUUUCUGUCUCACAAGUACUCACACACACACACACACACACACACACACACACACACACACACACUCACACACCUGCAAGCCUUCUGCCAAAUAACAAUGAAAGCAUUCAAUAAACAAAGAUAAGCUGUCCUUGGUUCUUACUGGCCCUUGUUAUGCAUUAUACUGUUUAAUUAAAAAGGUAACUUGAUAUUCAGUUCAAAAGAAAUGUUAUAAUUAUUUUUUGCCCUCUUGGCCAAGGCAAUUAUUUCAUUACUCAUCACUGAUUAUUAUAACCUGGUCAAAAUAAGUCUGUUACCUCUUUUUAUGUGUUAGAUAGCAAAAAUACCAUUGAUGUCAAAUGUUCCUUUCAUUCUGUGGCUCUCUAUACUUAUUGAGUGAAUUACUGAGCUUUUUCACCUUAACUCAUUCAUUUACAGGAUUUCUCAUGUAAGUAGAUAUGGGAAAAUUAAGUGGUGAUAACAUACUUUGUGGAUCAUUCAUUAGUCUUAUAUUUAGUGAACAACACAAGAAAGGUAAGUACUGCAUAAAGUGAAAUAAUCAAAUAAUAUAUAUAAAAUCAACACACAAAAUGUCUCAUUACCUCCUUAUGCCAUUCAGUAUAUUCUCAUUAUUUUCUUUAUAAAAUGUGUUUUACUGUUUUUUCUUUCUUUCAAAUGUGUAGCCAGUGAUAGCCAGUGAUAAUUGGACCCAUUACUGUAAAAUGGAGAAGAGAAGACAAAAAAACUGCUGCUUCUUUGGUCUCACCUACCCACGCCUGCUGCUGCUGCUGUCUGACCGACCUGUUGAGAGAGGCAAAGCACAUCUACCCCCCUCCCUCCUUCCUUUCUCUGGCCGAGCCAUUAGCCAUGAAUUAUGGUGCUGCUACCAUCACGGCCAAUUGUCUGGAUGAAAAGCAGACUCUGCCUCACUUACCGUUGUGUGUUAGCUUGUGCCUGAACAGCAGGUACACGAUCAUAGUUUCUGAUCAGCUCUGUGGUUUAGGUCAGAGCAGGUAAGCAGAUGACAUUUCAAUCAACAGAGAAUGUAGGUAAGUGCAGAGCUGCACGCAGUGAGGCUUUGGGGUCUACUGAAAGGGAUAUUUGAAUUCUUACAUACCAGUUGCCUCAUACUGGAAAUUGAUUUCAUGUAGUUACUCUAGAUUAUGGUUGGAGAUAUGUCUUAAGGUAGUUCAUACAAGAACCGACCAAACAAUCUGUUUGUACAUGCAGAUUAUUUUUAUCCUGUUGUUUUAUACCAUAUUUCUAAAGUCAUAUUCAGACAUAUGACUGUACUCUGUGAAAUGAUUGUUUUCCUUAUAGGGCAACUGGUGGAUUUGUGGAAAGAGAGAGAAAGACACAGAGAGAGAGAGAGAGAGAGAGGGGGAGAGAGAGAGGGAGAGAGGAGAGAGCAGGAUCUUAUACCAGGAAAACUCCUACCGCUGUAUCACUGGGAAACCUGCGAACAGAUGUGAUGGUGGAGUGAUGCAGAGCCUGGACACAGAGGCAAAUUAUCAGACACUGCACUGAACAGUACAAAGAGUCUACCACCCUGCUACUGUCAGCGAAGAGUGCAGCUCAGUGAGAGAAAGUAUGACAGCAGUUCAGAGUAGAGGCUUGUUGGUGCCCUAAAAAGAUGGUGGGACUGAGAAACCGCUCUACAUGGGAACCAUUGCUACUCAAGGCCUCCUGCAUCAAAUCCUGUGCUAAUGGCUGCUCCCUGGGCAUCACUGCACACCUUACCUAUGCCAACGCAGACAUAGAGUCUGUUGAAGGUGUGUUUGUGUACCCUCUGGGGGAGAAGGAGGUUGUGGUGGGCUUUGAGGCUGUGAUCGCGGGCCGGCUGGUGGGGGUGCAGAUCCAGAGCCGAGGGAAGCUGCAGGACUGCUGUUUGGAUUGCUGCGCGGGAUCUGGUCUUGAAGGCUACUGUGGGAAUGGCCGGGAGUGGGGCUGCUGUGGGAGCUCCAACAUGGACAUGCAAUGCACCAAUGGGCAUCUAAUCCUGGAUGAAGACCUGGAAAGAACUACCUUCAUCGUGGGCACAGGGGUCAUUGGCCCCAUGGAUAUAGUUUCUGUUAUCAUAAGCACCACACUUGAACUCCCCACGUUAGAAAACGGAGCAAUCCGCAUCGUCUACCCAACAUUGCUUACCCCGAUUGUCACAGGCCAGAUGCCAGUGAGCAGGAGUGAAAAUGGGGGGAAAUCAGAAGAGAUUGGACCAACCAGCUGUUUUGGUGCAACCUCAGGAAAACAAGACCGGGUCCUAGAUUCUGAGCAGCAGUGUGCCCAUGCCAUCUUCACCAAUCCAGCUGCCAACUUAGCACCCUAUGAACUCAACUUCCAGCUGCUGGUCAGAGGGGCCUGCCUACUGGCCGGACUGGAGAGCCCCACUCAUGCCCUGAGGGCAGAUGCAGACCCGAGCGCCCAAAGUGCCUCUGCCACCUAUAUCACCUUGGCUCAGGAGCAUCCAUAUGACAGACACAUAGAGAUCAUUCUGCACCUCAGUGAACCUCACAGCCCAUUGGUCAUUAUAGAGAGAGGCAGGCUCUCCUUCAGCCAAUAUGAACAGCUGAUCUGUUCCCGCCGUGAUUUCAUUCGCUGCACCCGCAAAGAUUCUGAACCUGAGAGGAAGCUGGAGUUUGUGAGGAAGCGGUACCACAAGGACAUUCUGAGUAGCCCCGUCUUGAUGCUGAACUUUUGUCCUGACUUGCUGUGUGAACCUCUGGAGCUGAACAAAGCCACCAGAGAGCUGCUGUUCCUUGUUGACCGUAGUGGCAGUAUGAGUGGAACCAACAUCCGUCGUGUAAAGGACGCCAUGGUGGUAGCAUUGAAGAGUCUCCCUUCUGGCACCAUGCUCAACAUUGUUGGCUUUGGCACCACCAUCAAGCCCCUGUUCACCUCCAGCAAGCUCUGCACUGAUGUCACUCUAAUGCAGGCAUAUGAGUAUGUCCAGAGGAUGAGAGCUGACAUGCGAGGCACCAACCUACUAGGAGCACUGUCCUGGGUGUACCAACAGCCUAUGCAGCGCUCAUAUCCUCGCCAGGUCUUCAUUGUCACUGACGGAUCCAUCACCAAUGUGGCUAAAGUGCUGGAGCUGGUCCGCAGAAACACAUGUGCUGGCAGAUGCUUUGGCCUGGGCCUGGGUCCCCGAGCCUGCAGGAGACUCCUGCAGGGCGUUGCCAAACUGACAGGAGGUACUACAGAGUUCUUGGAUGAUGAGGAGAGACUCCAGCCCAAGUUAAUCAAGUCCCUGAAAAAGGCCUUUGAACCUGUGCUGACUGAUGUACGGAUUGACUGGUACCUGCCCGAAAACAUGGAGGCUCUGCUUUCACCCAACGAAAUCCCUCCACUCUACCCUGGAAAUCGCCUCAUUGGAUAUUGUACUCUGUAUGAUAUGACAAAUUUCAAAGCCAAAAAGACAGAGGGACGGGGCUAUAAAGGUGUACAUCGUGGCUCCACGGGUUCAGAUUUUUGCCAGUCAAAUGAUGAGCUUUCACCACCUCCUGCCUCUGAGCUAAUGCCGGUGGUGACAUGUGCAGAUGGUGCUGACUUGGAGGAGGCACUGAGGGAGAUCUCCCGAGAAAUCUCCUCUGAGUUCUCCUGUGCCAGAGACACAGACCCUGGCACCAGCCCAGGUGUGGAGCUAGACUGGUCCAGUGAUGUGAGGAGGAGGAUCCAGGAGAGCUCUUACAUCCAGGAGCAGUACGUCCUCACUCGCUGCUCCCUCAGUUGUGAGCGGAGUCUACAAACACAGUCCCACUCGCACAUACACGCCUCGUCCAACUCUGACUCUGCAGACAGGGCCUUUCUGCCUGACCCGCACUCCUCUGGUUCAGUGCUGGAUACAGGAUCUUUACCCCAAGGCCUUGAGAAGAUGCCCCUUCCAGAACAGAGAUCAUCCCUGUCUCGCUGGGCAGACUCAGCAUGGCAGCAAAACCUCUCAGCUGAAGCCCCUGGUAAUGGGGUGAAAAAGAAUGGGCGUCUGGAUGGAGGUGAGGAGUCUCGUAGGAGACAAAAAGCGCUGGCCCGUUCAACCAUGGCAGCACGGAGUUUCUCUUCCCCCCAGGGCGAGCUGGAGAUGCAUCGCCUGAGAAGAGCUCUGGAGAGAGUCUCCUUCGACCAAGCACUGGGAGGAAGGCUGGAUGAAAGCGAUGGGGAGACGAAGCCCCCAUCAAGAGGGACCCUGUCUUGCAGAAGCCUAACCGACUCCAAUGGACUCCUGUUCCCUGCCUCUCCACUGGAUUGGGACAGCUUCACAGACCCAGAGUAUCUCUUCACUGCCAUUCCCCCUGAGAAUGCCCCACCAGCUCAGUGCCGCUCCCUCAUUCACGGCCUGCUGAGUGGCAGGCCUGUAUCCUGGGAGGUCACUGUGGACCUGGAGCACCUUUGGAUCCCUGAGGGCCAGGAGACAACAGUGGCUGAAGGAUGUGGAGGAGGGGGGGAAGUUGGAGGAGGAGGAGGGGAAUCAUGGGAGGAGAUCAUUCACCAGCUGACUGCUCGCUCAGUUAUAAGAGACUUUGAGAAAAUGGCAGAGAAGGAGACUGAUAUUGGACAUGGUUCAGCUAAGCGAUACCGUAUGAAGGCUAUCCAGACCAGCAAGCAUUGUAACAUCAUCUGUAUGUACACGGCCUUCACUACUACUGACAGCAACACCAACAAAGGCUUGCCAGAGGGCAUGGACGCCCAAAAUACAGGGAUACAUUUGGGGAACAGGCGGAGCUCCCAGUCAGGUAGCCGCAGGCAGAGGACCUAUUCUGUAGGUCUGGGCAGACGGCGCACAAGUAGAGACAGUGAAGAGAUGGAGGACACCUGGAACUCUACAGACAGAGAUGACACUCCUGCCUCACCCUGUAGCCUUACAUCCUGGGACUCUAGUAUGGGGGGCAGCACUUACUCUGCUACAGUUCCAGCAAUAACAGGCCCCGCAUGCACUAGAUCACAGCGAUCUAUAGAGAGCAAGUCGAUGGAGAGCUUCUUUGGCACCAGGUUCCCACUUGGCAGACUCAGGUCCUCUAUUUCAUCCGGAAAGCAGGUUCCUCUCAAGUCCCACUGUCUGUCUGCAGAGACUGAGAAACAACCUGAAACUGAAGCUCUAGACUACCUACCCCUGGUGCGCCUGCAGCUGGCGUCAGGAGCUUUUCUUCUGACAGAGAUCUACUCCGACUGUGUCCAGAUCUCCUUGGACCGCCUGAAGAGGGCUUCACCCUACAGCCUCCACCGCCGCAGCCUCAGUCCACCCUUCCGCUGCACAUCUCCCAGCGCUCCAACUUUAUCCUCCUCUGCCAAACCUCCCACUAUUCACCAUGUUACCUUUUCUCCUUCUUCCUGCUCUCUCGCCAAACCAACUGCACCUCCUUUUCACCACACUCCAGAUGACACUCCCUUGAUGCUGGAACCUAGGCUUCGCCGAAGGCACCUCUCUGACCGAGACCCCGUCACCUCACCCCCUGAUCUCCCCAGCUCCGAGGAAGGUUCCCUGGAGCUAUCUGUUGGCCACUCUCAGAGCCAGAGCCACGGCCAGGCUGAUAGCGGUCGCGGAUCAGAGACAGAUGUAUGUGAAAGCUCUUUGGCAGAGCCUGCUGACCUGCAGGGGAGCAGCCAGUUGGCUCAAGAGGACCUGGAGGGCUCAAGCUGGGCCACAGCUGUGGCUCUAGCCUGGCUCGAGCACCGUUGUGCUGGAUACUUCAUGGAGUGGGAGCUGGUGGCAGCAAAAGCAGACUUCUGGCUGCGCUGUCAGGAGCUGCCCGAGGGAGUGGACCUAGCAGGGCUGAAGGGAGCUGCCAGACAGCUGUUCCUGCUGCUGCGCCACUGGGAUGAGAACAUCAAACUAAACAUGCUGUGCUAUAACCCCAAUAAUAUGUGAGACAAUCAUCUCUGAGGAAACUGAGCCAGAUCUGAUUAGCAUAUUGACUUGUUACUAAUGAUAGUGACUCCAAAGAAGCAACACCUUUACAUGGAAAAGUAAAUCCUGUAUUUUAUCUGCAGGGUCAACUAAUACCAUAACCCAGUGCCAAGUUCAUUCUAAUAUUAAGUUGCACAUUACAAAAUCUUUGAUCUAAGACUUUAUAUUUACGUGACAGGAAUACCCUUUACAUGACAUAGACCAAGUGGCCUUUUAUAAUAAAUAUGUUUUAUGCAAUCACAAGAAUGCCUUGACCAGCUGAAUGGGCUUUUUGUAGUCUAGAUUUUAGCUUGUAGCAAGUAUUAUGUCUUACUUUGCCAAAUGUGUAAUCACAGUCAGUGUCAAAUAAGGAUGAUUUUGAUGAUUAUUUGAUAAACUAAUGAAAAAUUACUUUAAAUAAUGGAAAUAUUGUGCGGGAAAAUAAACUAUAAUGU